Molecule: messenger RNA, 371 nt
Organism: Odocoileus virginianus texanus
Lineage: Eukaryota; Metazoa; Chordata; Mammalia; Artiodactyla; Cervidae
Source: RefSeq, a predicted model, not a curated record
AUAGUUCCAUAAAAAUAUCUACUUCUGGCUGCCACUGGAACCUGCGGUGACAGCAGCCAUGGGGGCUCACCUGGCCCAGAGAUACCUGGGCGAUGCAUCGGUGGAGCCCGAUCCCCUGCGGAUGCCCACCUUCCCGCCCGACUACGGCUUCCCCGAGCGCAAGGAACACGAGAUGGUGGCCACUCAGCAGGAGAUGAAUGACGCCCAGCUGGUGCUCCAGCAACGAGACUACUGUGCCCACUACCUCAUCCGGUUUCUCAAGUGCAAGCGCGACAACUUCCCCAACUUCCUGGCCUGCAAGCACGAGCAGCACGACUGGGACUACUGCGAGCACCUCGAGUGAGCCCCCAGCCCGCCCCACAUCCCCACGC